Molecule: messenger RNA, 2062 nt
Organism: Heterocephalus glaber (naked mole-rat)
Lineage: Eukaryota; Metazoa; Chordata; Mammalia; Rodentia; Bathyergidae
Gene: Pax5
Product: paired box 5
Biological process (GO): regulation of transcription by RNA polymerase II; anatomical structure development
Molecular function (GO): DNA-binding transcription factor activity, RNA polymerase II-specific; RNA polymerase II cis-regulatory region sequence-specific DNA binding
Source: RefSeq, a predicted model, not a curated record
UCUGCACAGUUCUCAACAAUCUUCGGCAGGGAGACUGAGAGUGACCCCAGGUUCCAGCGGUGUUUUCUGAGCUCCGCUUGCACGGUGCCCAGCCUGGUGGCGUGGCUCCCUAGCCGCCCUGGGCAGCCCCUUGGAGCCGGGAGGCGGCAGCCUGGGCCGGCCUGAAGUCUGGAGCGCCCCGAUGGAAAUACACUGUAAGCACGACCCGUUUGCAUCCAUGCAUAGACAUGGAGGAGUGAAUCAGCUUGGGGGGGUUUUUGUGAAUGGACGGCCACUCCCGGAUGUAGUCCGCCAAAGGAUAGUGGAACUUGCUCAUCAAGGUGUCAGGCCCUGCGACAUCUCCAGGCAGCUUCGAGUCAGCCAUGGUUGUGUCAGCAAAAUUCUUGGCAGGUAUUAUGAGACAGGAAGCAUCAAGCCGGGGGUAAUCGGAGGAUCCAAACCAAAGGUUGCCACUCCCAAAGUGGUGGAAAAAAUUGCUGAGUAUAAACGCCAAAAUCCCACCAUGUUUGCCUGGGAGAUCAGGGACCGCCUGCUGGCAGAGCGAGUUUGUGACAAUGACACAGUGCCCAGCGUCAGUUCCAUCAACAGGAUCAUCAGGACAAAAGUACAGCAGCCCCCCAACCAGCCAGUCCCAGCUUCCAGUCACAGCAUAGUGUCCACGGGCUCCGUGACGCAGGUGUCGUCAGUGAGCACGGACUCAGCUGGCUCUUCAUACUCCAUCAGUGGCAUCCUGGGCAUCACUUCCCCCAGUGCUGACACCAACAAGCGCAAGAGGGACGAAGGUAUUCAGGAGUCUCCAGUGCCGAAUGGUCACUCCCUCCCGGGCAGAGAUUUCCUACGGAAGCAGAUGCGAGGAGACUUGUUCACGCAGCAGCAGCUGGAGGUGCUAGACCGAGUAUUUGAGAGGCAGCACUACUCAGACAUCUUCACCACCACGGAGCCCAUCAAGCCUGAGCAGACCACUGAGUACUCAGCCAUGGCCUCAUUGGCUGGAGGGCUGGACGACAUGAAGGCCAACCUGACCAGCCCCACCCCUGCCGACAUUGGGAGCAGUGUGCCAGGUCCACAAUCCUACCCCAUUGUGACAGGCCGCGACUUGGCGAGCACGACCCUCCCCGGGUACCCUCCACACGUCCCCCCUGCUGGACAGGGCAGCUACUCAGCGCCUACACUGACAGGGAUGGUGCCUGGGAGUGAGUUUUCUGGGAGUCCCUACAGCCACCCUCAGUAUUCUUCAUACAAUGACUCCUGGAGGUUCCCCAACCCAGGGCUGCUUGGCUCCCCCUACUAUUAUAGUGCCGCUGCCCGAGGAGCUGCCCCACCUGCAGCUGCCACCGCCUAUGACCGUCACUGACCCUCGGAGCCAGGCAGGCGCCAAGCACUUAUGACACAUAUCAUUGAGGGAGAUAGCCUCCCAGCACCCCCAAGACAGCCGUGGGGGUGUCCAACAAGACCAUCCCCCAGCAACCCCUCCACUCACCUGAAACUCCCUCCUUCCCCUUUUCCUGCCAGGCCUGCAGGUUCUCUGGUAGGGCUGUUGUCGUAUGGACCCUUGCCCAUUUCAAGAGUCAAUCGAUGAGCUUCUCCCAGUGGUGACAGGGUCUCUGCAAACCAACAGAAUGCUCUGCAGAACACUGCAGCCCAGCACAGACUACCAGUCCCCCAGGUCUGACAACCUGUGCGUCUUGGCCACAAAGCUUGGGGAGGAGAGCCAGCUUUUGUUACUUCAGCAGCACCCAUGUAAAUACCUUCUUGCUUGUCUGUGGGCCUGAGAGUCUGACUUAGCAGACUGCCCACCCCACGAUGCAUCUUGCACUCACAGUGCAUCACAGGACACCUGUGCGAAGAAUGUCCCCUCUGCCCUGGGUGCCCCCGUCAUAUGAGCUCAGAGCUGCCCUUGAGACCGAGGAUGCCCACAUCAAGACCCCAGCCCUCUACUCAUCCCUACUGCUCUAACAUCUUGACUGGGAGUCUCACUGGACAGACUGUGCUGUGAGCUGCCCCUGAGACUCCUCCAGGAAGGAAACACUUUGGGGAGAUGCCCUGAUUUCUUGUCUCCAUU